This is a messenger RNA of Tetranychus urticae (two-spotted spider mite), 2775 nucleotides long. It is a transcript of the gene RNaseZ, whose product is annotated as ribonuclease Z. Lineage: Eukaryota; Metazoa; Arthropoda; Arachnida; Trombidiformes; Tetranychidae. Gene Ontology annotation, molecular function: 3'-tRNA processing endoribonuclease activity. Gene Ontology annotation, cellular component: mitochondrion. Gene Ontology annotation, biological process: mitochondrial tRNA 3'-end processing. The record is from RefSeq and is a predicted model, not a curated record.
UGUAGGAGGCAAAAAAAUAUUUCCCCCUGCGUAGAAACCAAUUUUAAUUUUCUUUGAUUUCUCCAUUGAGAAACUGAUUUCAUCUCUUAAGCCCUCCUACCUACACGAACUUUCGCUACACCCUGUACUCAUCAUGGCAUGUUUUUUUACUUCUUAUCACUUGUUUUGUUUAUGUGGUUCAGGACCUUUCACCAAUUCAACUAUUGAUGUUAUUUAAUUAAUAGUAAUUAGUAAUUUAGUAAUUAUCCUAAUAUCUUUAAUAUAGAUUUCAACAAUUUUAAACGCUUUUUUAGAGGAAAAACAUUGUAAAAAUAUACUUUUUGACUGUGUGGUUCAACUAUUCAUAUUUGAAUGAGUUUGAAUAAACUAUUCACUCUUUCAUUGGAUCUAUCUUGUUCUAAAUGGUUUAAAAGUGGUGCUCAAUUAGUUCGAUUUUCAACUGCAAAAGCCAAAAGUUUACAGAUAAAUAAUUUAUUGAGUAAAAUGGCCAAGGGAAAGCGUAAACAUGACAAAUUAAGUCAAACCAAUUUCCCGUCUUUCGUAACACUCAAUGUUCUUGGUAAUGGCGCAUUACCCAAUCCUCGAUGUCUUUUAUUGGUUACAGAAUUUAACAAAUAUUUAUUUAAUUGCGGGGAAGGAGCCCAAAGGGCUGCAGUAACUCAUAAAGUUCGUUUGACUGGAAUGCAUCAUAUAUUUGUUACCCAUAGUUCGUGGGAUAAUAUUGCUGGUCUUCCUGGAAUGUGUUUAACAUUGAAUACACAUGUUACAGCCCAUGGACCACUUCUUCACGAGAAGUUAUCUGGGAUAACUCGAACUUUCGAUGAAAGAAAUGAAAUCAAAUUUAGCGUGAAUAAUGACUAUACAACAGGGUUCAAAGACAACUUUUUAACAAUUGAUUUUAUACCUAUUCACCGCAGUCAGGCGUCAAGCACUGAAGGAGCUGUGUCCAAAAAACCUAAACUACAUCUUGAUUGCGCAUUUGUUUAUGUUUGCCGUUUACAUGAAAGACCUGGAAAGCUAUUAAUUCAAAAGUGUAUCGAGCUUAAAGUGCCGCCAGGUCCUAUCUUGGGUAGAUUAAAGGCAGGGGAAGAUGUUACACUCGAAGAUGGACGGCUUGUCAAGGCUCAAGAUGUUAUUGAACCUACUCAGCCAGGAAGUACUUUCAUGAUUGUCGAGUGUCCAACCCUAGAAUAUUUUGAUUCUCUUGUGAAUAGUGAAAAAUUAUCAAGUUUUUUUGAACCAUCAUCUCGUUAUCCGUUGGAAUAUAUUUUUCACUUUAGUCCUGUUAAUGUUAUCAAAGAUAGUAAAUUCCAAGAUUGGAUGAUGAAAUUUCCACCAAGUGUUUCCCACAUUGCCUUAAACGAAUUUAACCCUAGUCUCUGUUUUUUUGGUGCCAAUGUUAUUAGUCAUAAAUUGCGAUUAUUUGAAGAUAAAUUGUUCAAAAGUCCAUUUAUAGAGACUCAACCGAAUCCUGAAUUAGUUAAACUUAAUUUGACCCCUGUUUCCGUUGGAACGCAGUUUAAAAUCCAUCCAAUCUCUGAACGAAGCAUUAAUCUUGCUGAUGUCGAACAAAUGGAAUCUAUAAUUAAUCCAGAAAAUAUUGAAAAAGAUAUAGAGGAUAAAGAAAAUUUUGAAAAAGUUGCUGAAGAAUAUAAAAAACGUAUUUCAAACCUUUCAGACAAAGAGCCCGACAAUGGACCAGCUAUAGUUUUCCUUGGAACCGGAUCAGCAACUCCGGGAAAGUACCGAACUGCAUCUAGUAUUAUUAUCGAAACCCAUGAAGACAAUUUAAUAAUGUUUGACUGUGGCGAAGGGACAUUUGGACAAUUUUAUCGCUUCUACGGACCAGACUACAAGGAUAAACUUGCUAAUCUAAAUGCUAUUUUCAUAUCUCAUUAUCACGCUGACCAUCAAUUAGGUUUAGUUCGCUUACUCCAAGAACGAGCUAAAUUGACUGACAGUAAACCAUUAAUUAUUUGCCCUCCACGUAUCGAGCGAUUUUUGCGUGAUUUUAGUGAAAUUAGUGGAAAAGUUGAUCAUCUUUGUCAUAUUGCAUUAUGUCCAACAUACUUAAAAGGGAUGACUAAUUCUCAAUUGCUGACGAGUUUAAGACUACAACACCUUCAAACAGCUCGUGUGGUCCACUGUAGAGAUUCAUUCGGUAUAGUUGUGGUUACCAAAGAGGAAGGUGACUUGAAACCUCGUAAAAUAGUUUAUUCGGGCGAUGCCAUGCCCUCCGAGGACUUAAUCGAACCAGGUCAUGGAUGUGAUUUGUUAAUUCAUGAGGCAACAUUCGACGAUGAACUGAUUGAAGAAGCAAUUUUCAAGAAACACUCAACUUUUUCUCAAGCUGUUGAUAUGGGUGUUGCAAUGGAAGCCAAAUUUACUAUUUUAACUCAUUUUAGUCAACGUUAUUACAAAGCUCCUAUAUUACCAGAUGAAUUGGCUGGUAACUUUGGUGUUGCAUUUGAUAACAUGAGGGUUAAAUUUUCCGAUUUUCCUAGAUUACCAGAAAUGAAAUCUGUUCUAAAGGUUUUGUUCGCAGACAAUUGUGCCGAGCAUCAAAAUUUUUUGAAUAAUCGUAAAUUAUCUGAUGCAAGGUUAGAAAUUCAUCAAGCUUUACUUGAUGCAGCUAAAUCAAAAUCUAAGCCUUUUUAUAAGUAAUUUUUCAGUUCUCGACUUUUUUGUUGCAAAAGUUGAAAGCACAAAAUCUAAUUUCAUUUUGUCCAUCUUCUUAGUUAAAUAAAAUGAUAAUUUAUCGUUUAUAAUUGUUUA